Molecule: messenger RNA, 336 nt
Organism: Trichobilharzia regenti
Lineage: Eukaryota; Metazoa; Platyhelminthes; Trematoda; Strigeidida; Schistosomatidae
Source: the annotation of a GenBank genome assembly
AGAAGGGAUACACCAGGUGAAUAUGAUGUCAACAGAAUGUACAACACUGGAAUCAUCAACUCCUCUCAACCUUAUUCUUCCAGUAAAAUGUUUACAUGUGAUCAUCAGAGCAGUGUGAUUAACAGUUCCUAUGCAUCUACAAAUACAUUAAUUAAAAAUUUCCCAUUUCCUACUUUCACUCCUUCUGCUACCGCUAGUGCUUCUACUAAUCCCCUAUCAUCAUUGAAUUCAACAAUAACAACAUCUGCCUAUCUACCUGUAACUCCAUCAUCGACAUUAUCAUCCGCAAAAGACAAAAAUUAUCGAAUGGAGAAAUCAGUCAAGAAAAAGACAUAA